AUGCCCGACCAAGCCAAAUAUAUCAACAAGCUCAAAGGGGUGCGAGUCUUGAUCAUUGGAGGAACAUCAGGGAUCGGAUUCGGCGUGGCCGAAGCAGCCAUUGAGCAUGGCGCGGGCAAAGUGAUUGUCUCUUCCUCACGGGAAGCGCGAGUCAAAGACGCCGUCGCAAGACUGAAGGCGUCCUAUCCCUCAUCGACCGCUUCGGUCGAGGGGUACGUAUGCGAUGUUGGAGACCUAGCCACAAUGGAGGAGAACAUCACAGACCUUUUCAAUAAGGUCGGCACACUUGACCACAUUGUCUACUCGGCCGGGGACAGCCCGCCUUUGAGGCCCUUCGCAUCGGUCGAUUUCGCCUUCAUCCAGCGAUCCGGCUACAUCCGCUUCUACGGGCCUUUGCUGGUGGCCCUCCACGGCCACAAGAACCUCGUGCAAGGCCCGCAGAGUUCCAUAAUCAUCACCACAGGCGCGACCAGCGAGAAGCCGUGGGCCGGGUCGGCGGUGGUAGGCUCGUGGCUAAGCGGGCUUCAGGGCAUGACGCGGGGACUGGCAUUGGAGCUGAAACCUCUACGGGUCAAUUUGAUCAGCCCGGGAGGCAUCGAUACGGCGCUUUGGGAUUACAGAGGUCCGGACGAGAGAAAGGCGGUCAUCGACGAGCUGACACGGGACACCACGGUCGGGGUGAUUGGAACUGUCGAGGACGUCGCCGAGGCGUACAUCUAUUGCAUGAAGGAUCAUUUCGUCACUGGUACCAUGAUCAGCUCAAACGGCGGGCGCUUUCUCGUGUAG
Molecule: messenger RNA, 786 nt
Organism: Fonsecaea multimorphosa CBS 102226
Lineage: Eukaryota; Fungi; Ascomycota; Eurotiomycetes; Chaetothyriales; Herpotrichiellaceae
Exons: 1
Coding region: 1-786 (261 amino acids)
Molecular function (GO): oxidoreductase activity
Source: RefSeq, a predicted model, not a curated record